AUGACGGGCUUUAGUAAUAAGGCCAUUGUAAUUGAUGGCCGUGGCCACUUGCUCGGCCGAUUGGCCGCAGUCAUCGCUAAAGUCCUUUUGGAAGGAAACAAAGUAGUGGUUGUUCGUUGUGAACAGCUAAAUAUCUCUGGCAAUUUCUUCAGGAACAAAUUGAAGUUUAUGUCAUUCCUGCGGAAGAGGUGCAACGUUAACCCAGCCCGUGGACCUUUCCACUUCAGAGCACCUUCUAAGAUCCUAUGGAAAACUGUCAGAGGAAUGAUUCCACACAAGACUGAACGUGGAAAGGAUGCACUCAGGAGGCUCCGUGCAUAUGAUGGUUGCCCACCACCAUAUGACAACCGUCGUCGUGUGGUUGUCCCUGCUGCCCUCCGCGUCUUCUGCUUGAAACCUGGUCGUAAGUACUGUCAUGUGGGUCGCCUGUCGCAUGAAGUUGGAUGGAAGUAUAGAGAGGUUGUCCGCAAACUUGAAGACAAGAGGAAGACAAAGGCUGUUAAACGAGUAGCAUACGAAAGGAAACUUAAGAAAAUCACUAAGACCGCCGGAGAAAAGGUGACAAAAGCUACAGCACCUUUCACAUCAGUUAUCCAAUCAUAUGGAUACAACUAA
Messenger RNA from Diatraea saccharalis (sugarcane borer), 615 nucleotides. The record is from the annotation of a GenBank genome assembly. Lineage: Eukaryota; Metazoa; Arthropoda; Insecta; Lepidoptera; Crambidae.